AACCAUGGCGGAACCUGCACUGUGUCUUACCUUCCAGUGCUGCCAUGAGACUGCAGCAUCCUUGUUAAAUACAAUGACAAACACACCCCAGGCAGCCCCUUGUCUGCUAGGAUUACUGCUAACAUCAGUGUAGACCAUCCAUGCAGCCUCUAAGAUGGCAGCCCAAACACUACAGUAAAGUAAUUCAUUUCCUGCUGGAUCUGGAGAUGUUCCAAGACUACAUACCUGGAAACAUUCUGAUCAGAUGCCCCAAACCACCUGCUUCUCCCCUCUCCUGCAGCUCAGCCACAAACCACAGCCCACCACAAUAUGAUAGAAAAGGUGCAUUUAUGCCAUUAGUGUGCCCUAGGAAUCACUGCUGGAUCUCUAGGUGACGAUUCCAUGAGGAUGUACCAUCUGAAGGUGGGCUGAGCUGCAGAUAUUCCACUGGACAUAGGAGAGCUUGACCUCAGCCAGCUGACAGCCUCUCUUACAACACCCUCGGUGCGAGAGGAGCCCUGCCUGCUGAAGAUGCUGCGUAACGCUCACAUUGGAAUCUCCUUUGUUUCCAAGGAGAUUGGUGAGCACCUUGUUAACAUCAAGAAGAACGGCCGUCAUGUUCCCAGCAGCCCAAUUGCUGUUAUGAUCAAGCAGUCAGGGAUUGGUGAUGUGAGCCGUGUGAGUGGACCGGGGCUGACCGAGGACAGGACCUUUCAGCCUGCAGAGUUCAUCGUGAUGCAGGUUGUUAGGCUGUCGAUAUCCUCCUACAGCGGCUGAGAUCCUUUGGUGUGAACAGGACUCUUCUACGACACUGUGGUGGCGUCUGCUGUCUUUUAUGCUG
Molecule: messenger RNA, 820 nt
Organism: Pelmatolapia mariae (spotted tilapia)
Lineage: Eukaryota; Metazoa; Chordata; Actinopteri; Cichliformes; Cichlidae
Product: filamin-A-like
Exons: 3
Coding region: 511-756 (81 amino acids)
Biological process (GO): actin cytoskeleton organization
Molecular function (GO): actin filament binding
Source: RefSeq, a predicted model, not a curated record